Entamoeba invadens IP1 is the source of this 3975-nucleotide messenger RNA. Its product is annotated as AMP deaminase, putative. Gene Ontology annotation, cellular component: cytosol. Lineage: Eukaryota; Evosea; Mastigamoebida; Endamoebidae. Gene Ontology annotation, molecular function: zinc ion binding; AMP deaminase activity. Bases 1 to 3975 code for a protein of 1324 amino acids. Gene Ontology annotation, biological process: AMP metabolic process; IMP salvage. The transcript has a single exon. The record is from RefSeq and is a predicted model, not a curated record.
AUGACUGAAACUCAUCCACUGACGGUCACAAUCACUAAUGUCGAGGCAAAUGGACACACUGAAAGAAUAGAAAUACCACGAGCUGGACGUGACGAAGAUGUGUUAGUAUCGUCUCCACUACCGCGUUCAAGGAGUCGGUCUUAUUCUCGAAACAAUUCGGUCAAAAACAAAUUUACUAAAAUAUUGGACUUUACAAAUACACUCAAUCAGAAGGCUAAAGACAUUGUAGAUGACGACCGACCUAUGUCCCCGUCACUUCUUGGAGACGCUGAAGUCACGAUUGAACGAUCGAUUAAUUGGGUGACGGACGAAAGAAAGAAGGCGGCUUCGAUGAUUCAAACUGCCUUAAAGCUUCGAACGAAGUAUCAGAAUGUCACAUGUGAAGCACUAGAAGAUAGUGUCGACAUCAAGUGCAAGAAUGAAAAUGGGGUAUUAGUAUUUCCUCCCCACUUCACUGAUGGUACAGUGAAUGACACCACCAAGUUCAUUGAUGACGAGGAUGUCAGAGUUUAUCAGCAAAAAGGGGUCUUUGUCGUUGAAAAUGUCGUUGGGAAUGUGCAGUAUACCCCGCCAUCAUUUGAUGAAUAUGUGAAGGACUAUAACACCCUCCUCAAAAUAGUCGAUGACGGUCCAACGAAGACGUUUUCAUCGGAAAGAAUGCAAGAGAUCCAUCACCAAUUUGAAGCACACAAAAUAUUGUCGAUAGGCCAGUCCAAGUCCGGGAAAGACUUUUUCUCUGCGAUUAAAGUGGACACCCAUAUCCACGCGGAUUCGUUUGUGACGGAAAAGAAUCUUGUGAAGUUUAUUCGCGACAAGUUCAAGGAGAAUGCUGUCGUGAAAAUAAAAGAAGAGAACGGGAAAACAGUUGAAGAAACGUUUGACCACUUUUGCGAAAGAACUGGGAUCUCGGUGGACAAACUCACAUUGAACAAAAUCGGCAACGGAAGAAAUAAAAUCGAAGACACACUCUAUUCGAUAUUUUUGAGGUAUGACAACUCCACAGAUGGAAAGUACUUUGCCGAUCUCCUUAACAACUGGUUCAAGCAACUCAUAGGAACAAAUACAUAUGCUGAGUUACGACUUCAGAUCUUUGGAUAUGGCUUGGAUGAAUAUGUGAAACUGGCGAAAUGGGUGAAGAAGUACCAUGUCAAGAGUUCACAUAACAAGUGGUUGAUUCAACUUCCAAGACACUUUGUAUCAAGAAAAAGCAAUGAAGGGGGAUUCACGUUUUCGAAGUAUUUGGCGAACUUUUUUGAACCACUCUUUCUGGCUUCAACGACACCAGAGAAGUACCCUGAACUCACCGAAUUGCUUGAAAGUGUGUCGGGGUUUGACUCUGUGGACGACGAAGGACUCGUCGAGGCAAUUACGUGGAGCGAAGUGUUUGAUCCGGACAAUUUCACGCAAUCGACGAAUCCAUCAUACUUCAUCUAUAUGUACUAUUUGUAUGUGAAUAUCACUACAUUGAAUCUCUAUAGAAUGUCUCGUGGGAUGUCAACGUUUGAUUUCAGACCACAUAGUGGAGAGACUGGACAUUAUAGUCAUCUGGCUGCUACAUUUUUGGUUGCAAAGAGCAUGUCACAUGGUAUCAAACUAGUUGACUCUCCGUCAUUGAAUUACCUCUACUUCUUAACACAAAUUGGACUGUCACUUUCACCGAUGGCUAAUCACUUGAAGAGUUGUAGCUACAAAAACAAUCCAUUUGACAACUUCUUUGUUGAGGGAUUGAAUGUCACACUGUCCACAGACAAACCACUGUAUUAUCACAGAACUCAAGACGCUCUCUUAGAGGAAUAUGCUAUGGCGCAACAGACUUAUAAAUAUGAAGACGCUGAUAUGGUGGAGAUGUGUGACAAUUCGAUCAAGCAAAGUGGGUUCUCUGUAUUAAACAAAUUGAAGAUGUUGCAACUGUCCAAAGGAGGUCGUUUUUCGUCGAAAAGAACGUUGUUCAGAGAGCGAAUAUUAAACACUGAAUUUCAGAUAUUGGACGCACUCCAACAUGAAAACAAAAAUGGGCUAUUCCUCAAUCUCCCUUAUUCGACGGUGGACUUGAACUUCUCGACGAAUGAUAAGAAGGAAGUCGAUGUGAUGAGGAAAGUGACGUACUUUAUGUCGCUUCGAGAGAAAUAUCUCGAAGAGUGUCCUCCGGCAAUUAUGACUGAGGCGGAUGAGGCACAAAUAGAAUUGCCGACACGCGAACAACUCUUCUGUUCAAUGGAAAAUGGGGUGUACAAUAUAUACAACACGCCGGACUCUGUGUGCGAUAUCGAUAAGUUCCACCACUCGUUCAUAUACUGUUUUGACUGCAAGAAGAAGUUCUGCAAGAAGUGCUUUAAGCAGUCCCAUAAGGACAUCUACCACUCUAUUAGGAAGAUUCCCCAAUUUCCAUUUUUCCCGACCAUCCCAAUUGAAGGAUUUUUGGAUGACUAUACCGAACUUGUCCGAUUUUGUGCGGAUGGUCCGUCGCGAUCGUACUGUUACAAACAACUGAAGUGCAGAGAAGAAAUAUUCUUGUUACAUAAGAUACUGAACAACUCACUGGAGAGUCAGGAGAUGAAGAAGUUGCCGGUCGACUUUGAGAAGUGCAUUAAAGUGGAUUCUGUUGUUUCUGCGUCCCGAUCAUUCCAUCCUAAGGACUUGCUCCGGUUGAUUGAGAAAAAGGUGUCAGAAGACGGGGACAGAGUGGUCUUUCCGGAGCUCAAAAUUACGACGGAGAAUGGGAUGAAAGUGUACAAACAUGUGAUACUGAAGAAUGCAUUCCAGAUAUAUAAAGUCAAAGAAUUUUCGUUAGACAAGAUGUCUGUCUCAUGUGACCCAUCUAUGCUGCAAAGGUAUGAUUUGUGGGAUACGAAAAACACUGUCUUUAAUGUGAAAGAACUCCGCGACUUGUUCUUGACGACGAACAACUUUUUAGACGGAGAGUAUUUCUGUGAGUUUUUGAAACAAACGCAAUUCAACAAAAAGAAGAUCACGUCGAAUAUUAAGACUGAGAUGCACUUGUGUUUGUAUGGGAGAAAGAUGAGCGAGUUGGAGGACAUUGCGAAAAUAGUGAUUAAAGAGGAUAUCAUCCGGGAGGACUCGAAUAAGUUUUCCAUUCAAAUACCUCGAAAAUAUUCUGAACUGAAAAAAGCGGGAGAUGUCACAUGCUUUGAAGAUGUGUUGAGAAAUAUCUUUGAACCCAUUUUCUUGUCGACAUUGAAUCCUGACAAAUACCCUGAACUGACUCAUUUCUUAAAUAAUGUGGGAGCCUUUGAUUGUAAAGGAGAUGAAAUGGAGUAUGAAGGGAAAUUGUCGAUUGAUUCAUUGCCAUUGCCGAGGAAGUGGAAUUCACAUAAGGAACCCCCUUUUGUGUAUUGGAUUUACUUUGUCAAAAGUAAUUUGUUUGUGCUGAACAAUUUGAGGAGAAGUCUGAAGAUGAAUACAUUUGACUUUAAACCGCAUUGCGGGGAGGCGGGAGACCCAAUGCAUAACGCCGCAGCAUUUUUGACGGCAGACUCGAUUUCACAUGGGAAUACACUGGACAAUCAAAACACACUCCAAUACCUCUUCAUAUUGGCGAGAAUUGGAAUUGUGUGCUGCCCUAUUUAUGACAAGUUCUUGUAUGACAUUGUCGACCACCCUUUUUAUAAAUAUUUCAUGAGAGGAAUGUUGGUCACUUUAUCUACAGACUCUCCGAUGCAUACACACUCGACUAAAGAACCACUCGUUGAAGAGUAUGCCUCAACUAUAAAACAAUUCAAACUGACGGCCACAGACAUUGCAGAGAUCACACAGAACUCCGUAACAGUCUCUUCAUUCCCAGAGACACUCAAGAAGGACUGGAUGAAAGACCAAAACUUGGAACCAUCAAACGUCGUCCCAGAAACACGAAUUGCCUUCAGAGAAAAGUAUUCACAGAUUGACUUGGACACACUUUUGAAAUUCAACAUCGGGUCAACUCACAUAGCCCAGGAGAGUAAGAUCGAUUUAUAUUAG